This is a messenger RNA of Pantherophis guttatus, 14103 nucleotides long. The record is from RefSeq and is a predicted model, not a curated record. Lineage: Eukaryota; Metazoa; Chordata; Lepidosauria; Squamata; Colubridae.
UAGUGCAUUGUGGGCGAAUCCCGCUAGCGGAGCCUCCUCCUCCUCCUCCCUUCUGCCGCCGCGGACCCAUCCCGAGGCCGGUGCGGGAGGGGGGAGGAUGCUCCCCGGGCGGCCCCCACAGGAGGAGGCAGCUUCCCAGACGGUCCCAGGCAGGGCAGGGAGCCACGCGCCGGUGCCGCACUGACUGAGGGCAGCUGGUAGAGGAUGCACCACCCUCGCCAACGGCUGCGGCAAGGACCAGAGCUUGAAUCCUGUGAUGUAAGAAAUUUCUAAGGGGAAAGCCUUUCCUGAGUUCAAUGAGAAGCAGACAUCCCAGAGGAUAGGAGGCCAAACAGCAGAGGCUUCCUGAGGUGAGGAUGUAUCCUGAAAUAACCUGGGAUACUGCAGUUCUCCAGCACAAAGCACUUUAAAGUGUUUCACAGGACCUUUAGUAAGAUGAUAAAUGGCUCAUUUAAAUUGGGAGCUGCUACUAAACUAUUUUCUGGCUGGCAGAUGCAGUGCCUAGCAGCUGCUAUCAAAGACGAACCAAACAUGAGCGGAGGAGGGGAACAGGUUGACAUUUUGCCGGCUAACUAUGUGGUAAAGGACCGUUGGAAAGUGUUGAAGAAGAUUGGUGGUGGUGGCUUUGGUGAGAUUUAUGAAGCAAUGGAUCUUUUAACUCGGGAGAAUGUAGCUCUGAAGGUUGAGUCAGCUCAGCAACCAAAGCAAGUCCUCAAGAUGGAGGUGGCUGUUCUAAAAAAACUACAAGGUAAAGAUCAUGUUUGCAGAUUUAUUGGCUGUGGAAGGAAUGAGAAGUUUAACUAUGUUGUUAUGCAACUUCAGGGCCGGAAUCUUGCAGACCUCAGAAGAAGCCAGCCUCGAGGAACUUUUACACUGAGCACAACUCUUCGAUUAGGCAAGCAGAUCUUAGAAUCCAUAGAAGCCAUUCACUCAGUGGGAUUCUUGCAUCGAGAUAUCAAGCCUUCUAAUUUUGCCAUGGGACGCCUGCCUUCAACCUACAGGAAAUGUUAUAUGUUAGACUUUGGUCUGGCCCGGCAGUAUACCAAUACUAAUGGUGAAGUCCGACCUCCUCGCAAUGUUGCUGGCUUCCGGGGAACAGUCCGGUAUGCGUCAGUGAAUGCACAUAAAAAUAGAGAAAUGGGCCGACAUGAUGAUCUGUGGUCCCUUUUUUACAUGCUGGUAGAGUUUGCUGUUGGUCAACUUCCAUGGCGCAAGAUUAAAGAUAAGGAACAAGUUGGUAUGAUUAAGGAGAAAUAUGAACAUCGAAUGCUGCUAAAACAUAUGCCUUCUGAGUUCCACCUUUUUCUGGAUCACAUUGCAAAUCUGGAUUAUUUCACCAAACCAGAUUAUCAGCUGAUCAUGACUGUGUUUGAAAAUAGCAUGAAGGAAAGGGGAAUUACUGAGAAUGAGGCCUUUGACUGGGAGAAAGCUGGUACAGAUAUUUUAUUAUCUACAAGUACAUCCACCCCACCUCAGCAGAAUACAAGGCAAACUGCAGCCAUGUUUGGUGUGGUUAAUAUCACUCCAAUUCCUGGAGAUUUACUUCGCGAGAACACAGAGGAUGUUUUGCAAGGAGAACACCUGAGUGACCAAGAGAAUGCACCCCCAAUUUUAUCUGUCCGGCCAACAGAAAAUAACUUAGGGCAGGCUCCAAAUGUUCCCUUCAAUGAAGGAGAAGUUUGGGAAGAGACUGAUGUAAAUCGCAACAAACUCAGGAUCAGCAUCAGCAAAACGCAGUGUUUAGCAGAAGAAGAUCAGAAAAGUGGUGUAUGCCCCAUCUCCCCAGUGCGAGCAGUGCCAGACUCCCCUACAACCCAAGCACGUUCUCUGAGAUACCGCCGUGUGAAUAGUCCUGAGUCGGAACGCCUCUCCACUGCUGAUGGAAAAGUUGAUCAGCAUGAACGAAGAUCCCGAGUAGAUUUACCUUGUUCUCCUUCCCGGCUUGUAUGCUCUUCUCAACCAGCACAGAUGCUUUCUAUUGAGACUGGUCAGGUAGACCGACAGGCAAGUGGCAGGAUGGAUGUAUCUGCUUCUGUGGAGCAUGAAGCUCUCAGUAAUGCUUUCCGAUCAGUGCCCCUGGCUGAGGAGGAGGACUUUGACAGCAAAGAGUGGGUUAUAAUUGAUAAAGAGACAGAACUGAAGGACUUCCAUCCUGGCGCUGAACCAAGCACAUCUGGGACAACAGAUGAGGAACCUGAGGAACUAAAGCCCAUAGAAGAAGGAGACGAAAGGAGGCAAUUGGGUGCAGAAGCAGCAGUCAGGCCCAAAAUACAUGAUGGGCGAGUCCGAGGUAUGCAGCCUGUGGCUGAGGAGGACAGUUCCCACAGAAAUGAAAUGCAGUGCCACACAGUUUCUGAGAGUAAACAUGAGCAACAACCAGGAAGCCCAUCACAGUCCCCCUUAUAUUCAGCACCAGCUAUCCGGCAGCGGAGACGAGAAUCUGAGCCAAUGGGUCCCGAGAGACAGGUAUUCCCACUGAAACCUUUUGAAAUGAAUGGUCUCCCCAGGGUGGUGCCUUUAAAUUUGCCUUACCAAGAUUUCAAAAGGGAUGUAUCAGAAAAUAGGGAAAGAUCCAAAAUUCUCCAACGAAUAAAAAAAGUGGAUUUCUCAAAUGUUGUCUUAACUGCCCCUUGUAAACCACCUAAUGCUCAUCUUCAACUGGCAAAUGGCAGAUACAAAGAAAAAAGGGAGGAAAAAGAAGAGGAGGAAGAGGAAGAGGAUGAUGAUGAUGAUGAUGAAGAACUUGAUAAUUUAGGGGAAGAACUUGAUUUGCAGAGUGAGACAAGCAGUGAAGUGAGUCAAAAAAGUACUGAGCGUAGUCAGGAAGGUGCUCCAUCCACUCUUUUAGCAGAUGACCAGAAGGAAUCCAAGGGUCGAGCAUCAGCUGCCGAAGGAGACUUGGAACUUGAGGAAGGCUCAAAAACAUUAGUUCUUUUUUCACCAGGUGACCUGAAAAAGUCUCCUGUGAAUACAGACUUGGCUCCUGAUGCUGAUCUUGGAACUCUUGCUGCACUGACUCCUCAAAGUGAGAAACCUCAGCCUAUGGGAAGCCAGCUUGAUGUAUCUGAGCCAGGAACAUUGUCUUCCAUCCUCAAGUCUGAACCAAAGCCUCCUAUGUCUGUGGCCACAACCUCCUCCCCUUUUACUAAAGUUGAACGCACAUUUGUCCAUAUUGCCGAAAAGACACAUCUAAACAUCAUGUCUUCCAGUGGCCAGCUUAUGAGGCACGAGGAAUACUCUAAUACAGGGCAGUUUGAAGAGGUAAUCGUUGAGGAAGAAUUAGAGGAAAAUCAGGUACUGAUAGAAAAUGGGAGUGUGAAUUCAGCCUUGGAAGGGGGAGAAAUGGAAAGUUGUGCUUUCUCAGUGAAUCAUAUUGAAACCACCUCUGAAGCUGCAGGGGAACUGGUAUUCCUGAAUGGUGUUAAAAUGGGAGAAGAAGAGGAGCUAGAACUUAAGGGCAAACUUAUUCCCGAGUCAGAUGUGGAAGAAGAUAGUAAGUUGAUUUCAGAAGAACCUGGCCUUGAUAAUAAAACCCUUGCAAAUGAAUCCCUUAGACAAGCAGAGUUGCUUCCACAUAUUCAAGCAGAAACUUCCAAAAAGCCACUGAAUGUAAGGUAUAGAAGCCGGAUUCCUGUCUUGCUGUCUGAAGAAGACACUGGAUCAGAUGUUUCAGCUUCACACUCUGGCAAAGAAAGGCUAUACAAGAGACUGAAACAGCAGGAUUUGGCCCGCCUGGUGAUGGAGAAAAGGCAAAGCCAUCUGUUCAGGUUAGCUUCUGGAGCUUCAUCUUCUGCUUCCUCUAGUGAUGAGAGGCAGCGGGUUUCAGAAACCUUGUCGGCCACUGGUUCUGAGGAAGAUACUCAUGAUUCAGAUGAUUUCACCCCAAGGAAGAUUGGAAAUCAGGAGAGAAUUUCCCUGGUAAAGAUGGAGGAGAGAAGUUUAAAUAUAAGGAGCAGAAUCCCUCGCCCCAUUGUACCUGUAAAGCCACCUGUGAUAGAACUAAAAUAUGGGAGCCCUUCCGCCCUUCCGCCAGCAGCACCAAGUAGAAGUACCGGUGAUGCAGCUGGGUCCAUAAGGAUUCAGGGGCAAAGGCCAUUUGUGAACAUAUCUGGUGAUCCCCGGAUGAAAGCUACCCCAACUCCUGCUACCCCUUCCUUGAAGAGCAGCCCAAGGAAAGCCUCCCAUCUUCCAGCUAGAAGCCCUGUUCUCCCUCCACGAAACCUCAGUGCUUCCCCCAAAGGCCAAUCCCUAUCCAGAAAGGAAAGCCCAUCACCAUCUCGACCGCAUAGGCCUGGGACUACAUUUCCUCCAUGGGCUCAGUCUUCUCCCAAAGCUCCAUCCAGGGCUCAGGCUAUAGGCCUAUUGGGAGAUAUUCCUGUGUCACCAGGUAUGCUCAGAAAAGGACCAAAAGGGAAAACCCAUACUCCAGGAACCAAAGGAAAACAGGUAUUCCAAGAAGGCAAGUCUACUGCUAGAUAAUGAUCUGCUGCUGCCAGUCCAUUAGACCUACCGACCUACCAUCUUGCCAGGCUGGAAAAACCUCUGCGUAUAAUAUACACUCGAGAUGCCGCAGCACAGCCUUAUGUGUCGGAAAUAUAUGCAUAUAGCAGCUAGUUGUACUUCAGUGCUUCACUUGCCCACACAUGCCCAUGCCGUCUCAAUCCCAGCUCUCUCUCUGGCUGAGAGCCUCCUGGCCAGCUCAUGCUUGCUUUUGCCGGUCACCAAGCAACAACUCAGGCAGCCUGCCUAGUGCCUGAUAUUCUUUCCUUCAUCCUCAUUUCUUUAGUUUCUCGGUUAGCAACACUACAGAACCCUGAGAGAUUGCUAGGAGAGAUGGCUUUUUAUAGCACACAUCAGCCCCAGUCAGUGGAGAAAUUAAAAGGGCUGCACAGAACCUGAAAGAGAAAUCUCGGCGUGAGCUUCUCGGUGGUCUAGAUGUAUUGAUGUCCCUGUUUGGCAUCCACUCUCUCUCUGAGCCUACUUUUGUGUAGCUCUGGCAAUGCUGGUGUAUUAAUAGAAAGAAAGUCACAAUCAGACCCCUUAAUUGCUAUCCUGCCUAUAGUUAUAUGAAGAGUCAAUAACAGCCAAGGGGAGAGAAGCUGUACCUUUGCAGCUUCUUUUGGAUGCAUAGCAUCCCGUAGCAGCAGUCCUCAGAAGGCUGCUAAAGAGAAGUGUUAGGUUUAUUGAGACAACCUGUUCCAGAUUGCUCUGAAGUAGAGAGGCAUCAGUUUUUCCCCUUCGGCAUUAUGUCCAUAAGCUAAUAUCCACCAGAAGUAGUGUUUUGUGUAAAGGCAGCAGUGAAAGGUUCUCAGGGAGCUCUACAUGAUCUCUUUAUUGGUAAAAACAGUGCAAAAGUGCAAAGAAAAGAGCUAAAGCCUAAAUAAUGACCUAGGGAACCAAUAGGGCUCCACUCUAUGGUAUUUUUUUCAAAAUCCAAAUAUAAGGCAUUUUAAAACAUGGACUGCCUCUCCUUCUAGGAUAUGUUGGACAUGCAGUUUUUAAUUUUUAUGUUUUUUUUUAAAACAGGCUUUCCAUUUCUAAAUGCCUUGCAAUGAUAGUACCUGCUUAUUCUAGAAAUUCAGCUGCCAGACAAUCAUUGGUGUUUGGCACCUCUCAAAUUAUUUGGUUUUCAACCUGGCGCUUGAUAAAUCUCGAUAAAGCUUUUGAAGCUGGCUAAUUUGGGGGAUACCCCUCCCUUCAUGGUACCCCCUCCCUUCUGUGCGCUGGCCUGAAAAGUUAUAUGAACUUGCCAUUACGAUCAGGAAACACAUUAUAACUAAGUACUUAUAUCUAAGAAUCUAGCUUUAGAUAUGGAGACUUGCAAAAAAAAAAGGAAAUAUAUGAAUGCUUGGCUCUUGUAAUAGUAGUGAAUAAUAUUCUCCCACCAUCUAUGUGAAUCUGUAAAUUGCAAUGAUAAAAAGUAAGAAGUGAAGGAUUUGAGCAGAUCAGGCUAAUUUAUUAUUAAUUCUAGAUAUUCUUGUUUUCUUUUCACCUUACAACUGUCAAGCAGAGCUAUAUGAAGUAUGAAUGGAAUUUGUUUCCAUUCAUUUCUUUAAACUAAUUUUUUGUUGCUGUGUAAACUUAAUAAAAUGACACUUGCAACUUCUUAGUAAGAGAUAAAUAGAUUCUGGCUAUUCAAUAUUACUACUUUUCUUGGUGGGAAUUUGGGACUCGAUUGGCAGUUAAAGGAAAAUAUCUGUGAUAAUUAUUUUAUCAAUAGAUAAUCAAGGCCCAAGAUUACCAGUGAAUGUUCUUGCAUCAAAGAGAUGUUGACUAUUUUUGAUAUUGUAUUAGAAGGUGACCUUAAAAAAAGAUAAUAUACUGUUAAUCUCAUGCCCAUCUUUUCAACGGAGGAUAAUUUGAGAAUGUCUAGAAUACCCUAUUUAAUCAAUAGAAUAAUUGUUAUGACAUACACCUGAGGAACCAUGGGGCUUGUGGUUCUAUGAGAGGAUUAUUAAGGCUUAGAGCAGAAUUCCAGGACAGGGCUAAGAGCAUAGAAUAACAGAGUUGGAAGGGACCUUGGAGGUCUUCUAGUCCAACCCCCUGCCCAGGCAGGAAACCCUGCCCACCACUUCAGACAAUGGUUAUCCAACAUCUUUUUUAAAAUUCCCAGUGCUGGAGGCAAGUUGUUCCACUGAUUAAUUGUUCUAACUGUCAAGAAAUUUCUCCUUAGUUCUAAAUUGCUUCUCUCCUUGAUUAAUUUCCACCCAUUGCUUCUUGUUCUACCCUCAGGUGCUUUGGAGAAUAGCUUGACUCCCUCUUCUUUGUGGCAACCCCUGAGAUAUUGGAAUAUAUUGGAAUAUAUAGCAAUAUAAGCCACAAGUCUUUGUUUUGGUAAGAUCAUGUUGAUGAAACAACAAAGAAACAACAAUAGAAACAACUCAGAUUAUUUUUUUGAUACAUUAGUUGGUACUACAGUGUGAUUUUAGUUGAGACACAAUUGCAAUGAGGUUUUGAUAAGAAACACUAUGAUUUUACAAUAUUUCUUUCCUUUUUAAUAUAUAUCUAUGUUUUUCCUUUUGCCUCAUAACAUCCAGACUUUUCUGUUCUGCAACUCUAGGAACCCAUAGUAAGCAAGAGCCUCCCAGUCAUACUUCAGGCUAUUCCUAGCUUCCAAGGCCACAAGGGUGAUAGUGUUUGUCAUGCCUCUUUGAAUAAUUUCUGCUUUUUAUUUCUUUGUUUGUUUAAAUGUUUACACAAAUAAUUCUAUCCUCCCCAUUUCUUUCAUUAACUUUCCCACCUGCCCUCAUUAAAAACCUCUUUUCUCAGUCCUCCACUAGAUAUUCUCACAUCCUAGUGGAAAGGGGCUGAGUUUCAUGGCAGAACACACGUCUUGCAUAUUGUUGUUGUUGUUAGUCACAAAGUUGUGUCUGACCCAUUGUGACCCCAUGGACAACAUUCCUCCAGGCCUUCCUGUCCUCUACCAACCCCCAGAGUCCAUUUAAGCUCACGCCUAAUGCUUCAGUGACUCCAUCCAGCCACCUCAUUCUCUGUUGUCCCCUUCUUCUUUUGCCCUCAAUCGUUCCCAACAUUAGGCUCUUCUCCAGUGAGUCCUUCCUUCUCAUUAGGUGGUCAAAGUAUUUGAGUUUCAUCUUCAGAAUCUGGCCUUCUAAAGAGCAGUCAGGUUGAUCUCCUCUAGGACUGAUCGGUUUGAUUGCCUUGCAGUCCAAGGGACUCGGAGGAAUCUUCUCCAGCACCAUAGUUCAAAGGCCUCAAUUCUUUGAUGCUCAGCCUUUCUUAUGGUCCAACUUUCACAGCCAUACAUUGUAACUGGGAAAACCAUAGCCUUGAGUAUACGCACCUUUGUUGGCAGGGUGAUGUCUGCUUUUUAGUAUGCUGUCUAGGUUUGCCAUAGCUUUCCUCCCCAGGAUGAAGCGUCUUUUAAUUUCUUGGCUGUAGUCCCCAUCUGCGGUGAUCUUGGAGUCCAGGAAAAUAAAAUCUGUCACUACCUCCAUUUCUUCCUCAUCUAUUUGCCAGGAAUCAAGAGGCAUGAUUUUAGUUUUCUUAAUAUAGAUUAAGUCUUGCAUAUAGAUAGGCCCAAUCUACUUGAAUGAAGUUUUUUUUACUUGAAUGUAUUCGAGAGAUAGAAAAGAGUAAGAUCCCUGACUGGGACCCAGCAUGACCCUUGUGAAUCUGGAUGAAUAUUAAUGGUAGAUGGACAAAUGAUCUUAUUUGCAGGAUGCCUAGAUAUAUCUGAAAAAGCAGGAAAGUAGUGAGCAUCUCGUGAGCCAUAAGAACAUCUAAUCUAACCUGGUUUUUUUCCUUGGUAAUAAACAAGACUGCCUUAGAAUCUGGCCAGACUUUGCCAGUUGGGAACCACUGAUAGAAGCUGAAUUAGUGGAUUUCAUCCAGGAUUUGAGGGGACAAUUAUAAAUAAUAUAAUAAUUAUAUUAUUUAUAAUAUAGUCAUCAGUAGCCCCCUUUGAGAUGUAGGAGCAUUUAAAUUAUAAAGCUUAUGUUGAUAGAAUUUAUUAUUCUGACAGCUAUUUGAGAUUAAUAUUAUUGAAUAUCUUAUAUAUAUGUUGGGAUUUGUAUCUGAAGAGAAGACUGGGCCAUUUUAUUGAGCUUGGCCAUAUUGCUCUCCAAAGACAUUGUUAGGCAUAGAACAUCUUGGCCUAUUCAAUUCUAGACCUCACAUGUAAAAUAGGGAUGUGCCAAUAGCAUUGGAAAAUAGCUGUCAAUCAUCUUGGUCAUCCUUUGUGCUUGGUAGUAAAAGAAUAAAAAGUGGGAAGCCUAAAAGUGCUAUCUACAACAUUGAUUGAUUACUUCAAGAGACUCACUACUUUAAACCUUUGUUUUUAUAUAAGCAAAGAAUGAUGGGGCAAGAAUAUCAUGACCCAGUCCAUCAUUCCUCCUUUUAUGUUUAUUUGUUUUUUGUUUUUUUUAAAAAAACAUACAUACAUUGGCUUCACUCACAUAUUGUGCUAAGUCAUAAUAUGGUUUGCUUGUUUGUGUUACUUCUGUGAACCCAGCCACUAAGGUCAGUGAACAAUAAUUUGUUGUUCAGCACAAUAUAUGAAACCAGCCAACCGAUAUAUGCACUCAUUCAUCUGUGAAAGCCUGAAUCCUUCCCAUCAAUUCAGAAACUUAGAUUUUAUUCAAGAAAAAAUGAAUAGGUAUAAACUCUUCUCUGCGUCUGUGCCAGCUAAUUCUUAUCCCAAAAUCAAGAUGCUAUGUAAACAUUAGGUACAAAUCUGAGCACAAGCCUGGACAAAGGAGGCUUUUUCCUUCCCCUUCUGGUCAGUUUUUCAGAAUGUUAUCCCUGUGAUUUUUUUGACCAUAUGAGAAAUGGGAUGUGGCGUAUAGAAGGUUCCUGUAUAUGUUCCCGAUUCCAGUAAGAAAAACAGUUCAAAAAGAAACUGUUUUAGCCUAAAAACAGAAUUAGCAGUCUUUCUCACCCUCUUCCUCUUCCUCCUCCUCCCCCUCCCCCUCCUCCUCUGUACCCCAAAUGUAGAAAGGGAAGAAAGACCUGCACAUUACUUUUUGCUUGAACCUGUGGCUGUAAGUUCUUGGACAUAGAACAUUUUGACAUAUUAUGUCCUAGACCUCACGAUGUAGGAGGCAGGGAGGCAUUCAGUCUACUCAUACACAGCCACAAUUCAGUCCUGCCCUCCUCCAUGCAAUAGAAUAAUAAUAUUACUUUCUGGUUUAAUCCAGAAUUAAUAGCUAUUCUGUCUAGAGAUGCCCGUGGUCAAGCAUUACUCAUUGUAAAUGAAAUAGUUACUGUUUAGGAGACCUAAAUUAUUUUAAUUGGGUGAUAUGUGGUAAGCAGAUCUGUUCUAUUGGUAUACAACUCUAAUUCUUAAAUAUGUCAUAUAUCAGUGUAUAUGUAUAGCAAUACUGGAAGAGCAAGAAAGUUUUAAUCUGCCCUCCAAAUAGUAUUAGUGUUGGGCACAAACAUGUUAUACCUCUUGGCACAUAAAAAGAAACGAAGUACAGAAUCAAUAGCAUGUACUGUAUGCUGUAAAUAUAAUUAUCGUGCAGGAUGAGGAACUGUGGGAAUCAAUAUUCCUCUAAGACAUUUGUACAUAUUUACUUGAAUAUGUAUCAAGCAUAAAUGUUGAUCAUGGGCAGAAAAAAGGCAGCAUAGAGACAAAUAAUAUUACUUUCAUUUGCAACAAAUAAUAUUGCUGUUGUAGCAGCAAGCCUGAGCUGUAUUCAGCUUUAGUCCUUGGUGGUGAUUGAGACAGCUGUGAAUCUUGAUGGAACGAGUGCUUUGUUUCAGAGAUCCAAAUAAUACUCCAUCAGGACUAUUAUCAAAACUCCAGGUCAAAAACGAGAUUUCAUGGAUUGCUAGUUGCUCAUGUUACCUAUGGUGCCAUGCAAUACGGUAAGCAAGCAUCACUCUAAAGCAGUGGUGGGAUUCAAGUAAUUUAACAACCGGUUCUCUGCCCUAAUGAUUUCUUCCAACAACCAGUUUGCCAAACUACUCAGAAAGUUAACAACCGGUUCUCCCGAAGUGGUGCGAACUGGUUGAAUCCCACCACUGCUCUAAAGUAAAAAAAGCACUUAUAUUUCUUCUUAGGGUUACAGAUUGUUACAUCUACAGUACUUCAUUGUGUCCUUUGAAUCCUGAAUACUGUUUUUUUUUUAUGUCCUCAAGAAUUCAUAGUUCCUUCAUAUUUCCUUUUAUAGUAUUUUGCUUAUAAUUGCUGACUCUGAUAUAUUUUUUUUUGCCCAGAACCUGAACAUAUGAGACAGCUCCAAUUAAUCUAUUUCCUUAACAUCAUAGUACAUUAUGCAUUCAGCCCAUUCAUUUUUCAGAGCUAGUACAAUGAUAUUAAUUACAGAGGACAAGCUGUGAUUAUUGCUCCUAAGUACUUGUAUUUUAGACCUGUUGAUUGAUGCUACACUUUUCUAUUACAUUUAUAAUAAAUUAAAUUGGUAUAUUAUCUAGGGAUGGUGGGAUCCCUGUUAAUGUUAUCUACACAGGUUUAUAGUGCAGCCUCAUUUUUUACACUAUUUAGUGCAUUUCUAGCCUGGCUUUUGGGACCAAGUCUUUGCCAGGUAACCUAUAUUACAAGUGCAUGUUUUUUUUUAAAUGAACAGAUAUAAUAGAUCAAACAUGCAUACAUGAAUAAUUCUGGUAUUAAUAAAAUGAUUGGCAGGUUUUUUUUAAAAAAAUAUUUGUGCCCGCCUCAGUUCUUCAAACCAUCUCCAGCUCCCAAACCUAUUUCUGUCUUUUCUUUCUAAUUAUUCAGUGAGAGCAGCAGGAACAGAAAUUCUUCCUCUUGCUAUGCUUGCUCACUUCCUUUCCUGUUGUGCUAAUUAAAAAUGGGGAGUGUCUUCUGCAGAUUCAGUUGGGAUGAUUUUUGGGAGUCAGGAAGGGAAGUAGAAUUGGGAGAGGGAGAGAGGGGAAAUCAGGAAAUGCGGGCUACAAGAUGAAUAAGUAAAGUAAAAGGACUUUGAAAACAAGGUGCUUGUCUGAGGAGGCUUUCAGGCUUCAGCACCUCCACAGACCUCACAUUUUUACUGUAACCCAGUCAGAUCUUUGCCAUUUGAUUAUUGUGUGAAUCAGCAUGAACAAUCGGGCUAGAUUUGGUUGGGCAUUAUCUGGCUAAGACUAGCAUCUUUAAUAUACUGCUUGCUUUAAGGCCCCAGUCAUCUGAUUAUGAACUCAUUCUUCCCAUCUAUUUCAACAGCAGAUUAAGAACCAACUUCGUGUCCUAGGAAGACCUUGUGAGAAUUAAAUAUAAAUAGCAUAGUUUUUAUUGAGAUUUCCAUUAAAAUUAAUUUCUAUAACAAUUUAAGCAAAACACACAGAUAUAUUCUUUAUAUUACCUUUUAAACAAUAUAACAUUGAGUGUUUCUGUUCAGAACUCCAGGUACCCUGACCCAUUUCCCCUCAUUUUCCACUAUCUGUUUCAACAAAUCAGCCAGCCUGGACAUCCUUCAUUGUUGUUAUCGUUUUCCUUCCCCCAUUAUAGUAUUUUCUUUUGCACUUCUGUUUCCUUGUUGUGUAUGGGUGAUGCUUUAGUUUCAUAAGCAACAGUGUUGAUCAAAAGAAAUGGGAAGAACACUUCACCAUAAUACAAUUAUGGUGGAUGGGUGGUAGUGGAUGGGGGGGUGACAAGUGUUUUGAAAAGUAAUUACUGGGUAAUGAAGCUCCUAUUAACCCUCUGCAUAGACAAAAGCCUUGUAGUACCUUCAUUCAAGUAGAUUUGCAAUGGGUAAUCUUUUAAAUGGCACUUUUAUAAUUUUCUUUUAUUAUGAAACACUGAAAAUUAUGAGGUGCAGUCCGGUACAUACUUGUUUUCCCCCUACAACUCCAGCAAUUAUCAUUAAAAAAAGUUGAAAAAGGAGGAGAGAACCAACAGUGGAUUCUGAACAGAUUCACCCCACUCAUCCCUGAUAUAAGAGUGAAAAAGGGUGAAUUGAAAUGCAUUUCAGACCAAGAGCCCAAAGGCUGAAUUAUAAGGAAGAAAAGAUUUGUUAAAGAUUAUACUGGCUCUUUGGAGAGUAGACCCAUGCAGCUAGUCGGGAUUGUGGAAAACAAAUUUCUCAAGGAAAAGAGCAGUGAUGAAGGCAAAGACUUGUUCUCUGCUGCCCCAGAUGAUCAGACUAGAGUCCCUCAGCUAAGGAGACAGUGUAGGUAGAGGAAUGUCUUAAUGCUCAGAGCAAUUUGAGAGUGGAUCUGGGACUGCACCGGGGGGGGGGGGUCGGGAUAUUCCUUUGCUGGAAGAAACUGGACAGUAGACAGCCAUCUAUCAAGGAUGUCCUAGUGUCAGAAUCUUUGCAUUUAUGCAUUAUAAAUUUGGUUUCAAAGGGUAACAUAGAGUUAGUGCCAUUGAAAGUAGUUAUCUUGCCCCACACUCCCUUUCCCAGAAUUUAGCACAUAUCACAAUGCCACCUUUCUCUUUCUAUCAUCAACAAAACCAAAAAUCUAAUGAGUAAGAAGAUGUGAAAUACAAUAAAGUAGCAAGGGACAUUGAACUAUAUUAGACCUUAUGCAGGGGUUAAAGAAACAAAACAAUUUCUUGGUGGAGUUUUUCUGUCAUUUGCUGUUUGGACCGGUACAUUUAGCAGAAUAUGUAUUCCUGUAUAAUACAGUAUACAACUGGAGUUGUAAAUAUGAGACAAAGGUUAUGACCCCAGGAGGUUAAGCAACUUCAUUCCCAUGCUUAUUAUAAUCAUCUUUUUAUGUUACCAUGCACCCCGAGAAAUUAACUUUUUAGAACCAAAAUGCCAUAUUUCCUUGUUUUUCUGAAUGGGAGUAGGAAGAAUUUGCUAACCUCGAUGGCAGAAUACUUAUAGACCGGGAAAGAGAUUUCUGGGGGGUUUUGGGGCAGAUUUUGUGGGCUGAAUUUUCCCAUAGACUGUUCUUAAUCUUUGGAUCACUUGGGAAUGUAUAUAAUCUCUUACAACUUUGUUUCUCAGGCUAAUCUGAAAUAUAGAGUAACUGCAAAAUCAGAUGUGUUUCAGUCAAGAGAUGAAGGAUAGCAUGAGCCACCUAUUCUGACAAAUGAAAAGCAUAGCAAAACAGGAUGCUAUAUAUGUCUCCUAUGAAAGGCAACAUGUUGUGUAAUGUAAACAAUAUGGGUAUUUCUUUGGACUGAAUUUAAUAGCAGACUGCUGAUAACUUUGCAUUGUUAAUGGGUGAUAGGGCGUGUUUUUUAAGAUCAUAAAUGUCCCACCAGGAGCAGUUCUGUAUUAACACUGUGUCCCGCAGCACAGAACAAAUGUAUCUGAUUGGCAGACAGGAUAUCAGUUGAGAUAUUGUUUAGUCAAAACAUUGUCCGAUUCCAUGAUAAACCACCUCUUUGUAUUUUCUUCUUCUUUUUUUAUGGUUUUCUGAAAGCAGGUUUAGAAUGUUUUACACAUUACAACAAGAAUGUACAAUUGCAAAUGAGAGUUAAAAAAGUAAAAAAAAGUAAAAAUCUGGUUUAAAUGCAUGGCAAAGUUCUCAGCGCCACAAGUUUGGCAUGCGUCACACAGAAGCUGUGUACAGAUUCACAUGGCAUUUUCCUAAUUUUAAAUCAUGACUUAAAAAUAAAAAGAAAAGGAAAUCACUUUUUUGUUUGUAUGAAGAAUGAUGGUCAUUAACAGAUUUGUUAAUCAAAGAGAAUUCUUGGUCAUGCCAUUAAAAAGCUCGCCGGCCUUUUCA